CCCUUGCCCCUAGCCUCGGAGCGCAGUCUGUAGCCGCCACCUCAGUCGCACACGCACUUCGUCCCAGCAGACGCCCGCUGCCUACAGCCAGCCGCCUGGAGCUGACGGUCCCGCAAGGCUGCCGCCGCCAGCGCUACCGAGUGAGUGAACGACGAGCGAGGGCCGGAACGCAGAGGCCCGUGGCCCCCAGGCUCGGGCUUAGGGGACCUGUUCAUCCAUGAGCUCAGAUUUCCCGCAUUACAACUUCAGGAUGCCUAACAUUGGAUUCCAGAACCUGCCUCUCAACAUAUAUAUCGUGGUUUUUGGCACUGCUAUAUUUGUCUUCAUCCUAAGUUUGCUCUUCUGUUGCUACUUGAUUAGGCUAAGACAUCAAGCACACAAAGAAUUUUAUGCCUACAAACAGGUUAUAUUAAAAGAGAAAGUAAAAGAAUUGAAUUUACAUGAGCUCUGUGCCGUGUGCCUAGAAGACUUCAAGCCUCGAGAUGAGUUGGGGAUUUGUCCGUGUAAGCAUGCCUUCCACAGAAAGUGCCUUAUUAAGUGGCUGGAGGUUCGGAAAGUGUGUCCACUGUGCAACAUGCCAGUUCUGCAGCUGGCCCAGUUGCACAGUAAGCAGGACCACGGACCCCCACAGGGACCCCUUCCCGGGGCAGAGAACAUUGUGUAAGCUCACCACAAGGAUCAAACGGUUGCGGGAUCCCAUGUCCGCAUUGAAGCGGGAGGAACACAAGUGUUCUCUGUGUUGGCUGCUCUACCUGGGGCACCAGCUGCCACUUCCUUUGUCUCAUGAAGAACUCUUGGGCCAACUAAGCUGAGAACCCAGACUUCUGGGUCUUGUGACAACCAAAGCACGCUGACACUACCCCACGUCAAGAGAAGUUGAAUGAGCCUGCGGGUUUCAAGAAACUUCAUGAGUCUCUUGCUGACUCAAUUACACGCUGUCUCCCAGACACUUAUCUCCACGUAAGGUGAAUCUUUCUCAAGCAAGAGGGAAGAUAAACACAAAUAUUAGAGAAGGGAACUGAGAGCAGGUCUUUAAAGCCACCAACCCCCACCCUGUGGACAGAUGAGCUUCUAUGCAGACUGUGCAUGCCUUAGCCGCAGCAAACCUUCCUGGCAGCCCCUGAGCCAAGUAAAACCAGCGGUUACCUCAGCCGAAGCAUGACCGGUUGCCUGGUUGGUGAGGCAGUGCCAACGAGGCUUUCCUCUUACGUUCCUUUGAUAAGGCCAUCUUGGAACCUGCCAUUUCUUCUUCUUUUCCCACCCCCACUUCAUCAGUGAGGCAGGGCCACACUGCCCAUCAGGAGCCUCAGCAGGGGGUGGGUCUCUGAGCCCAUGCUGUCUCUGUGUGACCCAGGGUUCUCAGAGUGCUGCCCACACCCCCCCAUGUGAGGUGUGGCUCCAGCACAGCUGCUGGUCUUGACCCACUGCCUUGGUAGGAGCCACUGGGAGCCCCUCAGACAGCUAAGAAUGGCUAGUCCUCCUGGCCCUGUUGCAAUAGGAUGAUUGUGACCCCCUUGCCUUUCCCCUUGUUCCUUCCCUUUGUUCGCUUCCCUCUCUUGCCCCAUCUGUUUCUGCUUCAGAGAAAAUGCCCGUUAUCGACCUAACAAUUUAAAGCAUCCCAAAUAAGAUCCCCCUGUUCUUCCUUACACAGGGAUCCACUUGAAAUUGUAAAUAGUAUCAGGAAGCUCCUGCAGGGCUGUUAGCUCAUUGGUGUGUGCCUCAGUAUUCAGACUUGUGAAAGCUGAAAGUGUCUUUAUAGGAGAGCAAUGCAUGCUAUUCUUCGGCUCUUUCUGUCCAACUUUUCUAGAAAUGACUCAGAGUCCGUUAGGAUUCAUGAAUGUUGUGUAAAUUAGCUAAGAACUUUCUAGUUCUUUUCCUCAGUCCUGUUCUCCACCUCCUCCUUUUGGAAGGAUGGGCUCCUCCUCAGCAGCUUUGCCUCUGCUCCCUCAGUGGUGUGAGUGGGGCAGUUGCUCACUAGAAAUACCACCUGCAUGGCAGAGAGAGGAUGGAGGAAGCUUUGCAAUUCUGUUCGUAGCAUGUCUCCAGGAAUGUUUUCUGGAAUCCAGCCUGUACUGUCCUAGAAUGGGGAAGGGAACCUGGUGGCUGGGGUUAAAGGAUGAGGAAAAUUCCCAUUAGCCUAGAAAAGUGCUGGGCAGAAUCCAGUUUGGAAAAUUACAAAUCCAGUUGGCUCGAAUUGGCUGUUCCCUGUGUGUGACCUGUCGUAUGGUAUUCCUAUGGCAUGCCAACUGGACUGUUUCUUAAACAGAGCAAGGAAAGUGUAAAAUAUUUUUAUAUGAAAGCCUUAGCCUGUUUGGCACCCAUGAAAAGAACUAUUUGUACACUCAGACUUUCAUCCUGUUUCUGCAUUCUGUUUGUAGCACAAUAGAGCUGAAUGCUGCAAAGCAUCCAGUUUACAGUGAAAUGUUUUCAGUGACCAGUGUCAGAAGGCUUGCUUCUGGACUAGCCCCAUUAGUGACCAACACCCACCAUUUUCCAUGAAAUGGCCAUGGGACAAAUGUCAUCUUGUCUUUACGAGGUUUGAAUAGGAAAGAGAACUUUUCCCCUCAGAGGAGGAAUGCUUGUGCUCUGUGCUGCAAAGUGUUUCGACUCCAUUUUUGUAGGAUUAUAGCCUUUCAGUUGCAGCUUUUUCCACAGCGGUGUCAGUACCAAGGAGACAGUGCCUCACCAAGUCCCUGUGUUUGUAGGGUGGCAAGCGAGUUCAUUUUAUUGUGUCACAGCUAAAAGCAAAUUGAUGUGGUUGGUGCACACUGGACCAGAGGAGGAAAGCCAGAUAGUUUGAAGAAGAGCUCGAGAGUGCUGUGCACUCUCCAUUUGGCACCGUUUUGCACCGUGAGGUGCCACCACCAUGACCUCAACACUUGUGAAUAUGGAGGGCUUUUAAAAUGCAGCUCUUCCACUAGGAUGGGGCUGGACACUGGAGUGCCAACUGCCCUCUCUGCUCAUAGUUAUCCCCUUUCUUGGCUUGGUGUCCUACCACAGCAUGGCCGUUCACUUGACAAUAGCUCCUGCAACUCUUAGAACACAAUCUGAAUGCAUUUGCCACCCACGUUGGGGUCUUCCUCCAGCACUUACCUGUGCUGCACUGCUACAACUGCAUGUGGGGUUAUUUACAUCCUCCUUACAUUCUGAUGAAAACCAGUUUUGUGUGACAGACAAGGUUAAAUUUCUAUGUGGACUCUUUAAGGAGUCAAGGAUUUCUUGAUACCCUUGGCUCAGGCUCACACCUCAGUGAAGCCACUCUGUCCAAAUCUGUCCAAGUUGUGGGUGGCCCAUUGUUAAUCUUUAGACACAUGGAGGCUCUGGUCUGCUUUUGGGCCACUGGCUACUGACAUGGUGACUUUUUUGUCUAAACGCACCUUAAGCAGCUCCAAAAUUAGAUGUUAUUUGUGUGCCAUGGGUUAGUGGAACAGAGCUCAGCCCCAACUGGUUUCCACUGGUGGCCCAAUCGUUAUCUAAUGUUGCCAGGGGCACAACUGAAUGCAGCGGGCUUUAGAAACAGACCAAAACCAGCCCGACUAGAUUCCUGGUUUUUGUCUGCCAUUUUACUUUGCCACCGGAUGAUCUGAUUACGCCUGCUCCAGAAGCCGGACAAGACAGAAAUGGCCAAAUGGACAACGGUGGCCCAUGGGGAGGUCUGGGCUGAGGGAUGCAGGGGACCUCCCACCACGGCCUGAUACCUGUUCUUCACAGGUCUUGACAAGUGAAAAGCUCUCCUCAGUGCCAAGCCCUUUGGAGCCUUGAUCUCAGGCACUUUCCACGGCCCCACUCCAGUGUGUCAUCUCCAUGGCCUGAUCCCACUCUGCUCAGCUAAUGACUAUAGUAAUUACUUUUUUGAGGGGCUUUCUGGGAAUUAUGAAGUGCAGAGAGGUAUCCCCAGAGCACUGGACAGAAAAAAAUAAUGAGUGAUUUGAAUCAUCUAUCACUUACCCAAGGUGCCUCCCUACCAGUUAGCUCUCAGCCUGUUUCCAUAUCCAUCACCCAGGGAUUGUAAUGGUAUUUUUACUGGCUCUUUGCAAGGAUUAGCUGUGUCCAGAGCCUGGAAGAUGACAAGUCUGCAGGUCAUUUGGGGAGGGGGCAGGGAGUCCUUUGUUGUCCCAGGUCUGCUGGCUCCCUCCUCCUUCCCCUUCCUGAUGUUUCCUGGUCACCUCCACCUGGAUCACCCAGUGCUCGGAUUUGCUUACUGCCGAAUGACUUUUUAAACUUGAGUAUGCAAUCCCUUUACAUGGUUCAUAAAUCAGUUCGUCUUCCUUGAAUCCCUGACCUUCAGCAAACCGAGCUUCUUGCCCCUGGAGAAUCAUUUUGUUCCUCACGUAUCAUUCCAGAGUUGCUCAUUUAUGUAUAUACGAGCAACACUUGCGUAUGCGUGUGUAAUUUUUCUUUCUCCCUCAUGUGAUAACCAGAGUAUAUUCAAGGAGCAUUCCUAUUCAUGUGGGAAGAGCUGUACCAUAAGUCCAAAUGUCUGUAAACGAUGAGCCCAGAAGUGGUGGGUGAUUUUGUAAUCACAUUCCUUUUGAAUAAGCAUUUUUGAUUGCAGCACACUGGAAUGGUUUUCUAUACAAAAAUCAGUAACUGCAAUCCCUCCCUGACCUUCACCACAAAUUUCCAGACAUGGGAGCACAACCAGUCUCCAGAUUUCUGAUCUGUGACAGGCCUCUCAUCGGGGUCCAACAGCUUUGCAGCCACCUGGACAGGCCACCCCCACUCCAUCUUGGCCAAUUCCAAGUGAUGCCUGAGUCCAGCAGUGAUGUCUGUUAACUCUUGCUUUCUUAGGUGGGCACCCACGUUUUUGAGGCAGCAGUUUGAGCAGCAGCAACUGAAGGCCGCAGCACCUAUUUUGUGGGGCAGAUGUCUCAGGUGUUGCGAAGUAGCUGGUCCAUCUCAGAAUCAAUCAGAUGUUCAGGUACAUGGCUGGGCUUCCUUUCCUUCCCCACUCUAUGAACAUCC
Molecule: messenger RNA, 4965 nt
Organism: Phyllostomus discolor (pale spear-nosed bat)
Lineage: Eukaryota; Metazoa; Chordata; Mammalia; Chiroptera; Phyllostomidae
Gene: RNF24
Product: ring finger protein 24
Exons: 6
Coding region: 218-664 (148 amino acids)
Cellular component (GO): endomembrane system
Molecular function (GO): zinc ion binding; ubiquitin protein ligase activity
Source: RefSeq, a predicted model, not a curated record